Messenger RNA from Coregonus clupeaformis (lake whitefish), 2227 nucleotides. RefSeq names its product ras GTPase-activating protein-binding protein 1. The transcript is spliced from 13 exons. Bases 159 to 1706 code for a protein of 515 amino acids. Lineage: Eukaryota; Metazoa; Chordata; Actinopteri; Salmoniformes; Salmonidae. The record is from RefSeq and is a predicted model, not a curated record. Gene Ontology annotation, cellular component: ribonucleoprotein complex; cytosol. Gene Ontology annotation, molecular function: mRNA binding.
AGACCGGUGAAAGAGCAGCGGAACACGUUGUGCGCUGCCCUGUUAGAACAAUCUGUCUAGCUACCGCCUGGUAGAGCGGAGGUGAUUCAGUGAAAUCACAUUUUUUUAAAUAAACAGUUUUAACAAUUGCCUCCUGUUCUCUCCAGCUGACCAAAGAAAUGGUGAUGGAGAAGCCAAGUGCCCAGCUUGUCGGGCGGGAGUUUGUCCGACAGUACUACACACUACUCAACCAAGCACCCGACUACCUGCACAGGUUUUAUGGGAAAAAUUCCUCCUAUGUACAUGGAGGUCUGGACAACAAUGGUAAACCAGUUGAAUCAGUCUACGGACAGUCGGAGAUCCAUAAAAAAGUGUUGGCGCUGAACUUCCGUGACUGCCACACCAAGAUCAGACAUGUGGACGCCCAUGCGACCUUGAAGGAGGGCGUUGUGGUGCAAGUGAUGGGGGAGCUGUCCAACGACAUGCAGCCCAUGCGCAAAUUCAUGCAGACAUUCGUGCUGGCCCCUGAGGGCACUGUAGCAAACAAGUUCUACGUUCACAACGAUGUAUUCCGUUACCAAGACGAAGUGUUUGGGGAUUCUGACUCAGAACCCCCUGAAGAGUCUGAUGAGGAGAUGGAGGAGAGAGUACCCUCACCGGAGGUGGUCCAGGAAGAGGCUGCAGCCUUCUACGAACAGACACCCUGCACCGAGGCCAAGAGGCCAGAGGAGGAGGAGGUGGUUGUAAUCCCAGAGCCUGAGGCUGAAACUGAGGUGGAGCCGGAGCCAGACGUGGUGGAUGGAAAACAGGACCUGGAGCCAGAGACACAGCAGCAACAACACACCACAGAGGAGCAGGGAGAGAAGUGUCCGGUCUCCUCACCCCUGCCCUCCGCCACUGCUGACCCUGCACCUGCCGCUGAAGAUAACCGGCCUUUCUCCUGGGCGUCUGUCACCAGUAAGAACCUCCCCCCUAGUGGAGCUGUGCCUGUCUCGGGCGUCCCCCCUCACGUAGUCAAAGUCCCGUCGGCACCGGGCAACGAACACAAUCAACAGCCCAGGGUGGAGGUGAAAACAGAAGCUGCAGCACAGAGAACACAACCGAGAGGAGACCAGAGACCACGGGAAGCAAGGCCAGGCCCCCCACCAGUCAACAGAGGACCCAGACCAGGAGGUACGAUCCACCAGACAGCAUCUCGCCCAACACCCAGUACCAUCCACCAGACAGCUGGGUCAUGUUCAGGAGUGAGGGAAGGAGAACCGGGAGAGUCGUCGGACGUUGGCCGCGUUGUGAGGUAUCCAGACGCUCACCAGCUCUUUGUAGGAAACGUCCCCCAUGAUGUGGACAAGGCAGAGCUCAAGGAGUUUUUCCAACAGUAUGGUACUGUGCUUGAGCUACGGAUCAACAGCGGAGGAAAGCUUCCCAACUUUGGAUUCGUGGUGUUUGACGAUUCGGAACCUGUACAGAAAAUCCUAAGCAACCGGCCCAUUAAGUUCCGAGGAGACAUCCGACUGAACGUGGAGGAAAAGAAGACUCGCUCCGCCCGGGAAGGGGACCGGCGUGACAACCGCCCCAGGGGUCAAGGUGGCCCUGGAGGGCCCCGAGAGAGGAUAGGAGGGCCCAGAGGCCCCCCCACCAGGGGUGGCAUGGCACAGAAACCCAGCUUUGGCUCUGGACGAGGCACUGGACCCAGCGAGGGAGGUCGCUACACGGGACCUCGUCAGUGAACGUCACUCUGAAGUUGGUCUGAUGUCCCACUACCGUGCCAGUUUACUACUGCUGUCAGUUGCCCCGACUCUUGAGUAUUAUAAAACAAAGAUGGCUUCUCCAUCCCUCCCUCUGCUUUUAGUUUUCUACAUUGGGAUUCUGGAAUGUGAUCCAUCGCUCCUUUCUCCCGACGUUGACAUGAUCUGUAAUUCUCUCCUGGUCUUUCACAUCAUCCUGAACUAAGUCAAAAAAGGCUCUAAACUAACUACUUGAAUUGGAACAAUCCAGUUUGGUUUUGGCGUUCUCUCCCUGUUUCUUAAAGGAACGUGUAUGUACUGCUUGGGCAGUCCUGUGUAUUGCCGCCACUGUCUUUUUCAGGUCAAAUGCAAGUAUGGUUUUAUUUUAAAUUUGUGGAGUUGAGUCAUGCUUGUGAAUGGUUAUUAUCGAGCAUGUAACAUCCUGUCUGCCUUUUCACUGAUGCACUUCAUCAUGACCAAUCAGCUGAUGAGAGAACUGAAUAAACAUGAUUUAGUGUUUUAAA